UUUUUUUUUUUUUUUUGAAGGCAAGUACAGGUCGUACUUUAAUUAGUUCAUUGAAAACUCAGUUGCUCUCUGAGCGGUCGUGUAGAGACUGCUCUCGGCUUUUUUUCUGCUGACUGCUAAGAUCUAUAGAGAGCUGCAACAAUGCCCAAAAGAAAGGCUGCAGGUCAAGGUGAUAUGAAGCAAGAGCCAAAGAGAAGAUCAGCCAGACUGUCUGCUUUGCCCGUGCCCAUUAUACCAGAUUUGAAGCCCAAAAGAACAUCAACUCCAAGGAAAAUGAAGACCAAAAAUGAUAUGAUGGGAAAAAACACAGAUGCAAGUGCCAAAACCAUAGCUGAAACCAAGAAAGAAGUUGUUAAAGAAUACAAAAAUGAAACUACUGAAAAUGGAGGGGCCAAAAUUAUAGAGGCACCAGUUCCUGAAAGAGAAAUAGAGGAAAUAAAAGAAGAAAAAAUUGAAGAUACCAAAGAAGAAGGAGAAGAAAAGAAAGAGGCAGUGGCAAAAGAUGGAAAAAAAGAUCAAAAAGAAGAUCAAAAAGGAGAUGGAGAUCAAAAUAAGGAAGAAGUGAAAGGAAAAGAUGUAGAGGAGGACAAAGAUGGAAAAGGGAAAGAAGUUGAAAAAAAAGAUGAGGGGAGAAAAGAGAAAGAAGAAGAUGGAAAAGAGGAAGAAGACAAGAAAGAAACUGGAGAUGGAAAAGAGGGUAAAGAUAGAAAAGGGAAAGGAGAAGAUGGUAAAGAGGAAAAAGAUGAAAAAGAAAAAAGAGAGAAAAAAGAGAAUGAAGAUGGGAAAGGGAAAGGAGAAGAUGGCAAAGAAUCUGAAGAUGGAAAAGAUAAAAGAGAUGGAAAAGUGGGAGAAGCUGGAAAAAAGGAUGAAGAUAGAAAAAGGGAUGAUUGUGGAAAUGAGAAGGAAGAUGAAAAAAAGAAAGAAGGAAAAGAGAAAGAAAAUGGAAACAAAGAUGGAGAUGUAAAAGAUGAAAGCAAGGCUGAAAUUGGAAAAAUAACCAAAAGAGAAGAGGUCAAAAAAGAAGAGUCUCAGAGUAUUGCUUAAAGCUGCCCUGUAUGGUUUCAUAGUUUGGUAAUAUGUACCUCUAUGUUAUAAUGUUAAUAGAGAUGAAUAUUUUUAUCAAAUAUUUUAUAGACACAGCUUUUCUUUAACAUCAAUUUAGUUUCAAAACAUCUUCAUACUGUUCAUUAGUCACAAAUUUCCUAACAUUGAAUUAUUAUCUAUAAACUUUGUAAUUAUAAUGGUGGAAUAUAUAGAAAAAAUAUGCUUUCAACUUUGUCAGUGAAUACCCUUUUCUGUAAUUUAUAUGUUAAAUCUUUGAAUUUUAAUUUUACUCCUAUAUGUGAUAAUUUCUCAAAGUGGAGAGAUCCCAAAAGAAUUUCCUCAAAAAUUCUUGUGGUUCUCUAGGUUGUUUUUAUAAAGAAAGUGAACUGUUUUCAUGUAAUGGUAAGAGUAAGAAUUAUCUUUCCCAAAUAUAACUGUGAUAUUACUUGGGAAAAAUGAAAUUGAAAUUCCAUUUUUAAAAGAAAUACAAAUGUUUAUUUCAGAAUGGAAGUUCUGAUAAUAUGUGUAUUCACAACACUUUAUUGGAUUUAUCUUAAUAAAAAUUAUCUUCAAA
Molecule: messenger RNA, 1618 nt
Organism: Capra hircus (goat)
Lineage: Eukaryota; Metazoa; Chordata; Mammalia; Artiodactyla; Bovidae
Gene: HMGN5
Product: high mobility group nucleosome binding domain 5
Exons: 6
Coding region: 142-1044 (300 amino acids)
Biological process (GO): chromatin organization
Cellular component (GO): nucleus; chromatin
Molecular function (GO): nucleosomal DNA binding
Source: RefSeq, a predicted model, not a curated record